UUAAGCAACCGGGUGACUACGGGAAGCUCCAGUUUGGUGCCACAAUGUGGUUGGUAAAAGUUGCCAUUUUAGUUCUAGUUGUAGUGUGUGCGGUGGCGGGCCAGGAUGAUUGCUUCUACUCGUUGGAUAUUAAAUAUAAGUUAGGUUCUCAGUCGCCACGGAUAUCGUUGGUUAAUGCACCAGAUAUUGAUUGCUCGUACAGAAUUAAAGCCCCGUUCGGGACCAGAAUUCAGGUUUCGUGCGAGUUGUCUCAGCCCCGUGCUUGCAACUUUGAUGAGGUCAUCAUUUCCCCGAGUGGAAGAGAGGACCUGGCCAAUGCCACACACGUAGGAUGUGCUGAUGGAAAGGUUCGGAAAGAAUCUGAGGCCAACAGUUUGUUCUUGCGCAUGCGAUCUUCUUCCGAAUCCCAGAAUGGACAAUUCAUCUGUACGUUGUCCCUUGUUCAGCCAAACUGUAGGUGUAGAGGAAAGAACGAAAAUAUGGGAAGGAUUGUCAACGGGGUUGAAGCAGUUCCUAAUGAAUUUCCAAUGAUGGCAGGAUUAUUCGUUCAGAAAUAUCAUUUUUGUGGUGCUACCAUAAUUUCAGAAUAUUACGCUUUAACGGCAGCUCAUUGCUUAAUCACGAAUGAUAUUUUGAUGCUUGCAGUUGGUAGACACUACAUAGCCAAUGACAAAAAUCCACACUCCAAACUUUACCGAAUAAUAACAAGUAUAGUUCAUCCAGGGUACACUCAGGAACCGGGACCUAACGAUAUCGGUUUGGUUCGAACUGAAUCCCGAAUUGAGUUUAACCCAGACGUUGGUUCUGUUUGUUUACCAUGGAAGUUCCGAGAAAGCACCUUCACUGGGGAGUCUCUUGAAGCGACCGGAUGGGGUACAAUGAGUUAUCAAGGAACUGCUUCUCGCGUUCUGAUGAAGGUGAAUCUUGACGUGAUCGACAACGUGAAUUGCUCGAUUUACUGGAGGAAACCCCAAAUUACUUCUGGGCAGAUUUGUACCUACACGCCGAAAAAAGACACGUGCCAGGGCGAUUCCGGAGGGCCAAUUUUCUACACUGAACCGGAAAGUGAAAGGUUGUACUUGGUUGGGAUUGUAAGUUACGGAUACGGGUGUGCUACGCACAAGCCAGCCGUUUACACUAGGGUCUCCGCAUACCUAGACUGGAUUAAAACACAGACUAGCGAUACGUCCUACUGUGUUAUGUGAAAUUUGGAGUUGAACAAAGAAAAACGCAUGCUACUGAUUUCGCUCAUACCUGUGAGUGGGAUUUUUAAUUCUCUUGAAUAUAGAAAAAGCUAUAAAUAAA
Culex pipiens pallens (northern house mosquito) is the source of this 1305-nucleotide messenger RNA. Its product is annotated as venom serine protease-like. The record is from RefSeq and is a predicted model, not a curated record. Gene Ontology annotation, molecular function: serine-type endopeptidase activity. The coding region runs from base 45 to 1205 and encodes 386 amino acids. Gene Ontology annotation, biological process: proteolysis. The transcript has 4 exons. NCBI's taxonomy places the organism in Eukaryota, Metazoa, Arthropoda, Insecta, Diptera, Culicidae.